Molecule: messenger RNA, 647 nt
Organism: Zophobas morio
Lineage: Eukaryota; Metazoa; Arthropoda; Insecta; Coleoptera; Tenebrionidae
Product: leucine-rich repeats and immunoglobulin-like domains protein 2
Exons: 2
Coding region: 13-633 (206 amino acids)
Molecular function (GO): protein binding
Source: RefSeq, a predicted model, not a curated record
CAAUUAUUAUCAAUGUCGAAAUAUCAGCUACACGUCCAAGACGUUCACCAAAAAUCAAAAAUGUCUCUCCUCUUUUACUCGUUCAUUGUAUUUUACUUUUCAUUUGCUGUAUCUCAACCAGAAAACUGCACAUAUUUUGAAGAGAAGCUAUCCAAAUUCGACAAAAAAGUCCCACGUGUACAAAUUAUUUGCAGAUAUGUCCCGUCCAACUUUAUUAUUAAAUCGUUCUAUUUUGUCGAACAGCCUUAUCCGCAAGAUCUCAUUAUAACAGAAUCGACGAUACCUGUUUUAUCAGACUACACGUCUUUACUCAAUAUGCGUUACAUCAGAAAUCUUUCCCUUAAAGGCUUAGGAAUCAAGUGUAUUAGACCUAGAGCUUUCAGGAACAUGAAGAAUUUGGAUGAAUUGGAUUUAAGUUAUAAUCGGCUAAAUGAAAUUUCCAGUGAAGCUUUUGUUGGACUUGUGAAUUUAAGAAGUUUGAAGUUGUCUGCCAACAAUAUUUCGGUUGACAUACAAUAUGCUUUGAAAGACUUAGCGAAACUGGAGUAUGUGGAUGUUUCCAAUAAUUCUUUAGAGAAGGUUCACACGGACGGCCUUGUUGCGAAUUUAAAAGCCAAAUAUAUCGUGCUGUAGAAAUUUUGUUUUAA